AGCUCUCCCCGCCGCGAGUAGUACGGUCCGGGGGGAGGCCCUUGAGCGGCGGCGGCGCGGCCGCAGUCAGCCCGGCGGGGAGCGGAGCAGAGCGGGGGCCGAUGGCGUUCAGCGCCUGGCUCUCGCCGGUGCAAUGGGCCCGGUGGACAUGGUCGGCGGUGCGGGGCGGGGGCAGCCCCGAGGGGGAAGACGGUGGGACCGGGGAGGAUCCGGCGGCGGAGGGCACGGCUCUGAGCUUCAGCUCGGACUCGGAAGGUAACUUUGAGACCCCUGAGGCACAAACGCCGACCUGCUCGCCCAUAAAGGAGUUCUGUGAGCCACUGCCAGGAUCGCUGGAGCCCGAGGCUGGCAUCAAAGAGCACAGUGGCCAUGGGGACCUGCCGGUAGGGGAUGCCCACCAGGACAGCUUUCCUGGGAAGCACCCCAAAGAUGGGGCUCGGCUGGAGAUCGGAGCCCCUGAAGCCAGCUCGGAUUCCAAAGGGGACACCGCCCCCGAAGGCCGGUCCCUGACACAGCCACAGGCUGGAAGCCAGGCUCCGGCUGUGCCUGGGAGCGGGGCUGGCACUGCCUGUGCCGCCGUGCCCACCGCAGAGCCAGCCCUGGUGCCCCAUGCCGGCACAGCCGCCCCGGAGCAGGUCAUGCCGGGAGAGGAGGCAGCGGGCGCAGGGCCGGGGCUGGUGGAGCCGCAGGCUGAUGAUGCCCUGGCACGGGAAGGUUUGCCCAGCCAGGGCCAGCUCGGGAAAGGAAAAUCCCCUUCGCUGGGGAGGAAAACAGAAGAAAGCACAGAGGAGACCCCAGUGCCCCAAGCAUCCGACCAGUUGGACCCCGAGAGCGUGAACCCCUUUGUGGCAGGGAGCUGCCGGCUGCAGAGCUCCCCCCCGGCAUCCCCACGCCGCCUCCCCCGUCCCGGCGGCAGCGCCGAUGGGGUGGGCGCGGACCCGGAGCCCAAGGAACAGGUCCCCAGGCCCGAGGUGGAUUGUUCAGAGAGCGGCGAGAGCGCCGAGGCCAGGAGAGCUACGCCCAGGAAGGGCAGCCGGAUCCCGGCCAGCAAGCUGACGCCGAAGCGGCACCGAGAGUCCCCCAAGAAAUCGGCCGAGGACGCAGGGAGGGCUCCCACGGACUCGCCCCCUCCCCGGGGCUCCCCGCGGCCGGGUCCUGCGCUCCGGGACAGCCCAGGUCUCGACGCCUCUGCUGGCAGCUCGACGCUGCAGAACUCACCGGCCCUCCCCAGGGGUUCCUACCAGUUUGACCCCAAUAACUUUGACUCCGUGGAUCCAUUUAAGCCCAGCAAGAGCCUCGCCAGCGCUGACCCCUGCCCCGCUGCCGACAACAACCUGAACGAGAUCCUGGAGUCUCAGACCCUGGAGGUGCAGGAGGAGCUGGGGGAAGGCAGAGACUCCCCGAAGAAGCCCAAGUCACGUCUGAUAACGACCACUGAGCAAGUGAAAUUUCUCUGUUUUCUGUUGAGUGGCUGCAAGGUGAAGCCCUACGAGACGCAGUCGCUGGUGCUGGAUGUUUGUGCCCAGGAUGAAGGAGCCCUGCUCCCGGACAUCCCAGCCCUCGCUAACCGGGAUGGCCGUGCCACUGAUGAGGAGAAGCUGGCCUCCACCACCUCCAUGCAGAAACCAGCUGGGCUGGAGAAGAAGGGAGAGCCAGAGGAGGAGCUGGAGUACUUUGAAUGCUCAAAUGUUCCCGAGCCAGCAGUGAAGAGCAGCUCGGAGGCAGGCUUUGAGAAGGAGAUCUCCAAGCAGAUGAUGGAAAAGGAGGGGCCUGGCAUCUUCCCCGGCAAUCCAGGGCUGUGCUCCAUGGACAAAUCCCCUGUGGCCAUCACCAGCAGGAGCGAGAGUCCCCUGGACAGCAUCUGCCUCAGUGAGUCUGAGAAGACAGCAGUGCUGACACUCAUCAGAGAGGAGAUCAUCACCAAGGAGAUCGAAGCAAAUGAGUGGAAGAGGAAAUACGAAGAGAGCCGCCAGGAAGUCUUGGAGAUGAGGAAAAUCGUGGCUGAGUAUGAGAAGACCAUUGCCCAGAUGAUAGAGGACGAGCAGAGGACAAAUAUGACCUCUCAGAAGAACCUGCAGCAGCUCACAAUGGAGAAGGACCAGGCUCUGGCAGACCUGAACUCGGUGGAGAGGUCCCUGUCAGACCUCUUCAGGAGAUAUGAAAACCUGAAGGGUGUCCUAGAAGGCUUCAAGAAGAACGAGGAGGCUCUGAAGAAGUGUGCUCAGGAUUACCUGACCCGGGUCAAGCAGGAGGAGCAGCGGUACCAGGCCCUCAAAGUCCAUGCAGAAGAGAAAUUAGACAAAGCCAACGAGGAGAUCGCCCAGGUGCGCACCAAGGCCAAGGCGGAGAGCGCGGCGCUGCACGCAGGGCUGCGCAAGGAGCAGAUGAAGGUCGAGUCCCUGGAGAGAGCUCUCCAGCAGAAGAACCAGGAGAUCGAGGAGCUGACCAAGAUCUGUGAUGAGCUGAUUGCCAAGCUGGGGAAGGCAGACUGAGCCUCACCACCCCUCCUCCAGCACUCUGCACUUGGCUGCUUCUCUCCUCACGUCGAGCACUUUGCCUUAUCCCCCCAGGCCCCCCAGCAGAGCAGCACCCACCCCCAGCUGCCUGCUCCGCUUGGCUGCUGGACCCCACGGUCCCUGUGCCACCUUGUCCCCAUGCCUGCUCCCCUAGGGUCCCUGGGCUGGGCUCCCUGUGGUCAGGCUGGGUCUGUGCCCCCCUCCUGGGGUCUGUGCCCCCCUCCUGGGGUCUGCAGCGAGUGGCUGCUGUGCCAUCCCUCUGCACAGGUGCCACCUCUCAGCUGGGGACACACCAAGCUCCAGCAGAAUUCCUGAGGCUGCCUUUGGGAGGCUCUGGGGGGGAUACCACCCCUGUGAGCCCUGUGCCAGUGCUGUGUGUGCCCUGCUGGUAAGGCUGUGGCAUGAGGCAGCCUUGCCUGGUGAGUGGCACCGUGGGGGUGCCGUGGGGGUGCCGUGGUUCAGAGUGUGGUGUGGGGCACGGGGUGGGUGUGCCGUGGGCACUGCCCCUUGGGGGUGGUGCAGGAGCCUCCUGCCCUGCAGGUGGCUGGGACUGAGCAGUAGCUGCAGGGGGGGAGGAUUCUCUGCUGUCUCUGCUGGAGGGGAGGCUGUGAAGAGUCAGAGCAGGGGAGGUUUUGCAGGGUGGGCUGCCCCUCCCCCCCAGCCCACCCAAGACUUUCACAACAACCUUUUUUUGCUGCUACCUUUUGUUUUUGGUAAGAGAAUUGAGCUCUUUGCCUUCUAUUUUCUAACCCCCUGUGCCCAGCUUGCAGUGCCACUCCUGCUUAACCCAGAGCCCUACCCCUGAGAGAUAUUUUAUUAGCUACAGGAUGUAUAGAGAGAAUUUAUCCUGCAUUGGAGCUGGUAGAGAUGCUGGCAGCCUGCUGCAGAGCACACAGAGCCUGUUUGCUGUGCCCCCCAGCCAGCCCACUGAACGUUCUGGGGG
Molecule: messenger RNA, 3459 nt
Organism: Dryobates pubescens (Downy woodpecker)
Lineage: Eukaryota; Metazoa; Chordata; Aves; Piciformes; Picidae
Gene: TACC1
Product: transforming acidic coiled-coil containing protein 1
Exons: 14
Coding region: 102-2492 (796 amino acids)
Biological process (GO): cell population proliferation; cerebral cortex development; mitotic spindle organization
Cellular component (GO): cytoplasm
Source: RefSeq, a predicted model, not a curated record